This is a messenger RNA of Oryza sativa Japonica Group (Japanese rice), 1264 nucleotides long. Its product is annotated as OTU domain-containing protein DDB_G0284757. Gene Ontology annotation, molecular function: cysteine-type deubiquitinase activity. Lineage: Eukaryota; Viridiplantae; Streptophyta; Magnoliopsida; Poales; Poaceae. Gene Ontology annotation, biological process: protein deubiquitination. The record is from RefSeq and is a predicted model, not a curated record.
CAAUUUAAAAACCAAAAGAAAAGGGAAGAGGAAAGGGAAUGAAAGAUGGCCUUUCUCUCUCCUUCGCUCUCAUCAGCUCGAGCCCCGACAGCAAGUGUGAGCUACUGAACUCGAGACCCUCCUGUCGCGCGGCGCGGCGCGGCGAGAGUGGCCUUUUGAUCCGACGAAGCUAUCUAAGACCCUGCCAAUGUCCAUUUGGAGAUAGGAUGUCGGAACAGCAGGAUAGUACUAGUAAAAGCUCUAGCUCAAGCAUCAGCAGCAGUACACAGGAGAGCGAGGAGGAGGUAUCUAUAACAAUAGGUAGCCUCCUCGCCCAAGCAAAGAACAACAGUGGGCAUAGUCUUGGAAGGCGCCUCUCUCAAUUGGGUUCAAUCCCGCACACUCCUCGAGUUAAUGGAAAAAUCCCUAAUCUUGAUAAUGCAACUUUGGAUCAUGAAAGAUUGUCGGAAAGGUUGGGAAAUUAUGGUUUGGCCGAGUUUCAAAUAGAGGGUGAUGGAAAUUGUCAGUUCCGAGCUUUGGCAGACCAGAUAUUUCGCAACCCCGAUUAUCACAAACAUGUGAGAAAGUUAGUCAUGAAACAGCUAAAGGAAUUCAGAAAACAGUAUGAAAGCUAUGUACCUAUGGAAUAUAAAGUCUACUUGAAGAAAAUGAAAAGAUCUGGGGAAUGGGGGGAUCAUCUGACUUUACAAGCAGCUGCAGACAGGUUUGGUGCCAAAAUUUGUUUGCUGACGUCAUUCAGAGACACCUGCCUAAUUGAGAUAGUCCCCAGGGAUGUGACUCCCACAAGGGAGUUGUGGCUAAGCUUCUGGUGUGAAGUGCACUACAAUUCCUUGUACGCAACUGACGAUCUCCUAACCCGCAAAACCAAGAAGAAGCAUUGGUUGUUCUAGGGCGUCUCACCUCGAGCUUCCUUGAGCUUCUGCUGCUGCAGUUCUUUUCCCUUCAAGUUAGCAGCAUCUGUGGUGCUUACUAGUUUUACUACCAUGGCAACCCAGCCGGCACUGCAAUUCCCUAACCUGAAAGAAGAGCUUAUGUACAGUUUAACUUUCAGUAGUAUGUUUCGCAAGGUACAAACCUAGAACUGUGCAACUUUCAGAUCCAUGAGUCCCAUGUUCUACCCGGCGAGAUGUAGUUUUGUUUUUGCAUAGUAUAUUGUGAUCUAUCCAGGUGCUUGCUUUGUAAAAUCAUCAUGUGAGCUGGCUAGAUUUUUUACCAUAUAUAAGCUUCAGUUGAAUUCUCGAAUUCCAAAGAUCGUUUUGCUAAA